Molecule: messenger RNA, 2178 nt
Organism: Funneliformis caledonium
Lineage: Eukaryota; Fungi; Glomeromycota; Glomeromycetes; Glomerales; Glomeraceae
Source: the annotation of a GenBank genome assembly
AUGAACGAUGAAGCCGAAAAAGCUCCAGAAAAAAUACCCGAAUUAAUUUGUGAUUCCCCAGAUUAUCCAGAAUUAAAAGCUCGAUGGUUUCAUGCAGUUGAUUUUCCAAUAUUUGAUCCCUUGUCGAAUACACAACAAGAUGAAGAUAAGUAUCCAAUUGAAUGGAUACCAUUCUCAAAACGAGAUUCUAACGCAUUAGAAAAUGCAUUUAAAGCUGGGAAAAUCAAAGAGAAAAUCCCAGUAAAUGAAGAUUUCUUGUUUGAGGUUGAUAUUGAAGAUCGAGAGAUCAUGCCGGUUUAUUGGUCCGGACCUAUUUAUACGGUAACGCGUGCAACAUGGUUUUUUCAGAAUGAAUUAGGUAAAAUUAUUCCAUGUGAUGAGAACCUAGCAUUACAGUUAGAAAAAGGAUAUAUUGAUCAAGAAGCAUGGGUUCCACAAGUAGAAAUUAUAGGACCAGAUGGAAGUAUUAAAGUUAUACCGAGGCCCGAUAAAAAAUAUAAUUUAACUGGAAGAUUAGCAUCACAAUAUGUUAUUUACGCCACACCAACAACUGCUUGGAUGAUAAAGGAUGACCUAACAGGACAAUUAUCAAAAUCAAUUUUUUCAACAUUUUCCGGCGGAGUAAAUUUAGGAGGAUUAAGAUUAUUUAGAGGAUAUAAUGAAGUAGAAAAGUUUACUUCAAAAAAACCAAAUUUAGAUAAAAUUAAUGAUUGUUAUGACGAAGAUACUCCCGAAGCUAGAAAGAGAACAUUGGAAAAAAAGCGACAAUUACAAGAAACCGAAGAUUUUUGUGUUGAUGCGAGCGAUGAGAUUAGAGAGAUUGAUCACCUAAUUUUAGUCAUCCAUGGGGUUGGGCAGAAAUUGAGCGAAAGGUCUGGGUAUACGAAUUUUGUUCAUGAGGUGAAUGUUUUCCGAAAGACGUUAAAGCGUACAUAUUCCGCAAAUCCACCACAAGAGUGUAUCGCCAGACUUCCACCAAACUAUGAAAAGAAAAAGGAUUCCCAAGUUGGUAAUGGAAUUCAAUUUGGGGUGGCAUCUGAAGAUGAUGAUAUGCAAGAUCUUGAAGGAGAAUGUACGCUUGAUGACAUGACAUUAGAUGGAGUUCCAGGUUUAAGAAUGUUUAUGUCUGACGUGUUAAUGGAUGUUUUGUUAUAUAUGACACCAAACUAUAGAGAACAAAUGCUACGAACGGUCACCAAAGAAGUGAAUAGGGUAUAUAAUUUAUUCUUGGAACGCAAUCCAAAAUUUAAAGAGAAAGGAAAGGUUUCGAUUUUUGGUCAUUCACUUGGAUCAUUAUUAGCAUUUGAUGUAUUAUGCCAUCAACCGCCAUUAUUUAAUUCAUCAAAUGCUAUAUUUGGAAUAUUUGAUGAAAGAUCUCAACACAAAGUUAAUGGAAAUGAUGAAAGUGAAGUGAAGAAUUAUGAGGAAAUUGUUAAAUUAGAUUUUCCCGUUUGGAAUUUUUUUGCGGCAGGAUCACCUAUAGGAUUAUUUUUGAUGCUUAAAGGACUUAAAGUCGGUUCUAGAAAGUAUUUGGUGAAUCCAAAGAAUGGAGACGAAUCAAAUGAAGUUGAUCAUAAAAAGUUCAAGGCUUCAACAUCAAUACCUUAUUGUUACCCUGCAGUAAAGAAUAUAUAUAACAUAUUUCAUAGAACGGAUCCGAUCGCGUACAGAUUAGAACCGCUUGUAUCUCGUAGAAUCGCAUCUCUAGGUCCAGCGUUAAUUCCUUAUAACAAGGGAGGUCUAAAAGGAGUUACAUUAGGAAUAUCCAAAAAGACCACGAAUUUAUUUUCAGCAGUUAAGGCAUCGUUAUUAUUUACAAAGAAAUCAAAAGCAUCAAAUUCAUCUUCAUCGGCGACAAAUUCGAGGUCUGGUUCAAUGGAUAUCUCAAGGAAAUCGCUAGAUUCUACAAGUGAACAGAGAAAACAAAGUUCUAUCGGAAAUUCAAAAGUUAAUGAUGGUUCAGAUAUGCCAUCAUUUGAAGAUUUAAGUGGACCAGAUAAACUUACAAGCCUAAACUCCACAGGUAGAAUUGAUUAUUGUUUACAAGAAGGUAUAUUAGAUAUUGCUUACUUUACUGCGAUUACCGUGCAUCUUAAUUAUUGGUAUGAUCAUGAUGUGGCUUAUUUUAUCUUGAGAGAAGUAUAUGGAAAUAUUUAUGAUGAUGGGAACGAUGCCUAA